Molecule: messenger RNA, 2667 nt
Organism: Tigriopus californicus
Lineage: Eukaryota; Metazoa; Arthropoda; Copepoda; Harpacticoida; Harpacticidae
Exons: 7
Coding region: 457-2667 (736 amino acids)
Biological process (GO): proteolysis
Molecular function (GO): metalloexopeptidase activity
Source: RefSeq, a predicted model, not a curated record
CCGCCAGUGGCAAACAGGUUAGCAAUUCUAGUCGGAAACUUCAAUCAGAACGUUGUAGCUUUUGGUCAGGAUUUCUUUCAUAUCAUUUUUUAAUACCAACUGACCUGAAGAACAAAAGCGUUGACGUUCACAUCAAUCGACUGGAUGAUCAGCCAAAGAGAAAAUCUCUCCCAAAUCCCAAAAAGAUCUUAGAUACAUCUCGUCGAGUCAAGACUCUGCGACGGACGGACGCUCGAUCGUUCCUCUUUCUUUCCGGACCAAGGAGGAGAGUUCAAGCAAAAGCAACAUUCAGGCAGAUUGCAUGUUCUCCCCGAAUCCGUCUCGAGUUCACCGGGUCCUGUCAGUUGCCGGUGGAGUUUCCUCUUGAUAACAUUCCUUUCAACUGAUCUAAAGUACAAAACAUUGAGGACUUUCCAAAGCUUUAAUUUACGAUCAAGCCCAAUCUGGAUAGCAACCAUGAAAGAACAAUUUGGCCGACUUCGAACCUGUUGGUGGAUGUUGGGCUCAUUAAUUCAUUUACACUGGAUUGAAGGAAUGGGCGUCAAUUACGUUGGAGUCGAUCCCAGGGAAUACGAGAAGAAGUUCGACGACAUUAUGUACAGCACCAUCAAUAUUGACGAUACGAACUUGAAUGACUUCUACAAGCACUACGUGAACUACUUCUUCGCCCCGGUGCUCCACCACACCCUCGAGAACCCUGACUAUCCGUCCCUUAACUUCCACCUCCAAAGUCGGCCCACCAACCCCGUGGACGAAAAGCAUCCCGACUUGCUCGACAAGAUCAUGGCCAUGCGAGUCAACUUCGACAGUGCUCAGGCCAGAAAUAUCAGCAUUGAUCCGCUGUUCUUGCUUCACGAGAGGGAAGCUCAUCUCCGCAUUGCGAACCCCACGCAACCCAUGGAAGUGAACAAGAAUGUCUUACUUGAAAUGUUAACCAAGGUGUUCAGUUUGCCGCGAAACGAAGAGAGUCACUCGAAUAAUCGACAUGCUGUGGGUAGCUAUCUGUAUGGGAAAUUCGGUCGAAUGGGCCUUUUGACCAAUAUGCAACAAUUUACGGUCACGCGACCCUCCCUGGGCUAUGGGCCUAAUCAAUCUCCCGAAUCGAUGAUAAAGUCCCCUCCCGGAGGCAAUGUGAUUGGAGUUCUGCCAGGAACUUUGUUUGGGACAAGCCAAGACCGACCUUUAAUUGUUGGGGCCCAUUGGGACACAGUGGUGAACACCCCGGGGUUCGACGACAACGGGUCCGGUGUGGCUGUCAUGAUGGAAGUGGCCUCCACUUUAUCCAGGGCCAAAUGCCAUACCAAUAAAUACACGAUCAUUUUCGUUGCUUUCGACUUGGAAGAGUCAGGUUGUUAUGGGAGUCUGGAAUUUAUCCGCAAAUACAUCAUGCCCGAGUUCCUGGAUAAUGGCAUACCUAUCCAAGGAGCAUACAUUCUAGACACCUUACUGAACUUUGACGACGACCCAGACUCUCAAUUGGUGCCCAAAAACUGGAUGAACAUCGUACCAGAAGUUGCCAAGUCCAUAGAGGACAAUGGAAAGAAAGGAGAUUUUGUGGCCGUAAUUUCCCGGAAUAAACCCAAUGAGGUGCGGUUAGCCGAGACCUUCAACUCUUACUUCAAACGCCUUUCACCCGGACAUUACGACUCAAAGCAUUUCAAUCUGAAGCAAAUGCCCACCGAGAAACUGGCCUCUCAUCAGGAUUUCUUUAACCAUACCUUCUUUUGGCGGAGUGACCAUGCCCGAUUUUGGUACUAUGAAGAUGACAGAUCCUUCCGAUCUUUGGGCGGUGUCCUCAUUACUGACACGGCUUUCCAUCGGGGAUACAUGCACAAAUGCUAUCAUCAAGGAUGUGACACGGUCAACAACCCCGAUCUCAAUCCACAGACUAUUCAUUUUGGCGCCAAAAUCACCCAGGCAUUAGCCCUCGCCCUGGCGGAAUUAAGCGGAGGUCUCGACGAGUGCGACCUUUCUCAUCUAAAACUCAACCCGGUGGAUUACGUUCCAAUUUCGAUGAACGAUAUCGUCGACCAUCCUUUGCCCAUGCUCAGUUCAAAACCCACCCCCAGCACCCCAAAAACAACUCGAUUCCCUGAGACCGAAACUACAACCACCACUACCAACACAAGCCCUAUAAUCACGACAAGAACUCUGCCGACCACUCAAACCACCACGAUUAAACCAACCACUUCGACAACCACAAUCCCCAAGUCAACCUUGCCACCCAUAAUCACCGCAAGUAUCGCGUCAACCCCUCAGGCAUCACCUAAUUAUCAACAACAACCACAACAACCACAGCAGGAAACGCCAUCCACGUUCAGGUGGAUUUCACUAAUUCAAUCAAUUUUGGCUUCCAAUCAGCCCAAGCUUCCCAGGACCGCCGAUCUGGAUCCAAUAGACAUUGAACCUAAGGCGUAUCAGCCGAAUUAUGGUAACCAGUACAAUAUUGAUAAACUGACCUUCAAUAUGAAUGCGCCAGCUUACGUCCAUCCGCCCUCCGAGCAACACGAUUUAGUGGAUUACGAUGGGAACGAAGAGCCUUUGGAUCCGGCACCACGUUUAAAAGAGGACGACCGCCCGGGUGACCAAAGGACAUUUCGAAGAAGGAAGAACCGGAAAUCAGCGGCACUCAAGACAUCCCCUAUGUUCAUCAAAUUGGCCAUGUAG